Messenger RNA from Malassezia pachydermatis, 3246 nucleotides. Its product is annotated as crm1-nuclear export exportin. The coding region runs from base 1 to 3246 and encodes 1081 amino acids. The transcript is spliced from 2 exons. Gene Ontology annotation, biological process: protein export from nucleus; ribosomal large subunit export from nucleus; ribosomal small subunit export from nucleus. Gene Ontology annotation, cellular component: nucleus; cytoplasm. The record is from RefSeq and is a predicted model, not a curated record. Lineage: Eukaryota; Fungi; Basidiomycota; Malasseziomycetes; Malasseziales; Malasseziaceae. Gene Ontology annotation, molecular function: small GTPase binding; nuclear export signal receptor activity.
AUGGAGGUUCGUAUCACGAAACCAGCUAUUUUGGAUUUUAGCCAAGACCUCGACAUUGGCCUCUUGGACAAUGUUGUGACGGCCAUGUUUUCGGGAACUGGUGCGGAUCAGCGUAUGGCACAACAGGUGCUGGCGCAGUUCCAGGAGCAUCCUGAUGCAUGGCAACGCGUGCCUGCCAUUCUUCAACAAAGCAGCAGCUCGCAGACGAAGUACAUUUCCCUGCAGAUCCUCGAUAAGCUCAUCUCUACACGAUGGAAAGUGUUGCCGGUGGACCAACAACAGGGCAUUCGUAAUUUCAUCGUAGAGAUGAUUGUGUCGAUGUCAUCGGAGGAAGAGGCUUUGCGGCGUGAGCGCACACUUCUGGGAAAGCUUGAUACGACGCUUAUCCAGAUUCUUAAACAGGAGUGGCCACACAACUGGCCGAACUUUAUCCCUGAGAUCGUGUCGUCCUCACGCAGUUCUCUCUCUAUCUGCGAGAACAACAUGGCCAUCUUGCGCCUGUUGUCCGAGGAAGUGUUUGACUUCUCAGCGGAGCAAAUGACGCAGGCUAAAGCCCGCAACCUUAAGAACCAGUUCUGCGGUGAGUUUAGUGAGGUGUUCCAGCUGUGCACGGAAGUACUCGAAAAGGCGACGAAGCCCUCGUUAGUCAAGGCUACGUUAGAAACCAUGCUUCGCUUCCUCAACUGGAUUCCCCUAGGCUUCAUCUUUGAGACCAACGUGAUUGACAACCUAAUCAAUCGUUUCCUGGAGGUCCCUGACUUCCGCAACGUGACUCUCAAGUGUCUUUCGGAAAUUGUGAACUUGAACGUGGGCAGCGAAUACGACGCCAAGUUUGUCAUCUUGUUCAAUAUGGUCAUGACGUCGAUCAACCGUAUGAUCCCGCCGUCGACAGACAUCGCUGGUGUGUACGAAACGUCGACCGACGAAGAUCAGCAGCUCGUGCUGAACCUGGCGCUGUUCCUCAGCAACUUUUUAAUUUCACACGUUCGCCUCUUGGAGAAUGCGGAGAACCAAGAGGUGCUGCUCAAUGCGCAUCUGUACCUGAUCAAAGUAUCACAAGUACCUGAGCGCGAAGUGUUCAAGAUUUGCUUGGAGUACUGGGCGAAGUUGGUCAGCGAGCUGUAUGAAGAGUACCAGCAAUUCCCGAUGAACGACAUCAACUCUGUGUGGGGUCUUAACCUGGGAGGUGCACAGGCUGCGCAGCGUCAGGCUACAGGACGAAAGGCGUUCUAUGUGAACAUCUUGUCGAACCUUCGACUGGUUAUGAUCGAGCGAAUGGUCAAGCCAGAAGAGGUACUUAUUGUGGAGAACGAUGAAGGUGAAAUCGUUCGUGAGUUCCUGAAGGAGUCGGAUACGAUUGUGCUGUACAAGGCCAUGCGUGAAGUGCUCGUGUACCUCACACACUUGGACGUUCUCGACACCGAGAACAUCAUGACGGAGAAGCUUGCGAAGCAGGUGGACGGAUCGGAAUGGUCGUGGGCCAACUUGAACACUCUUUGCUGGGCUAUUGGCUCGAUCUCAGGUGCUAUGAAUGAGGAGACAGAAAAGCGUUUCUUGGUUACUGUCAUUAAGGAUCUUCUGGGUCUGUGUGAGAUGAAGCGAGGUAAGGAUAACAAAGCUGUUGUGGCUUCCAACAUUAUGUACAUUGUUGGCCAAUAUCCUCGCUUCCUGAAGGCGCAUUGGAAGUUCUUGAAGACAGUGGUUAACAAAAACUUUGAGUUCAUGCAUGAGACCCAUGAAGGUGUGCAAGACAUGGCCUGUGACACAUUCUCGAAGAUUGCACAAAAGUGCCGUCGCCACUUUGUCAUGCAACAGGCUGGUGAGCAGGAGCCUUUUAUUGACGAGAUUCUGCGCAACCUGCUGCAGAUUACUGUGGAUCUCUCCCCUCAGCAAGUGCACACCUUUUACGAAGCUGUGGGCUACAUGAUUGCUGCGCAGCCCAAUCGUGCAAUGCAGGAGCGCCUGGUUGAGAAACUUAUGGAGCUUCCCAACAAUGCAUGGGACAAUCUCAUGAAGCAGGCGCACAAUAACGUGGAUGUGCUAAGCAACUCUGAUAACAUCAAGGUACUCAACAACGUUCUGAAGACAAACGUAUCGGCGUGUACCUCGAUUGGUCCUUUCUUCCUGCCCCAAAUUGGUCGUAUAUACCUCGACAUGCUGGCUCUCUAUCGAAGCGUGAGUGGCAUUGUUAGCGCCAAGGUAGAGGCGGAAGGCCUGAUUGCGACCAAGACGCCUAUGGUGCGUGGUCUUCGCGCCAUCAAGAAGGAUAUUUUGCGCCUGGUUGACACGUACAUUCGUCGUGCCGAUGAUCUGGAAUCGGUGAAUACCAACUUGAUUCCAUCAUUGCUGGAUGCGAUUUUAGGCGACUACCACAACAAUAUUCCUGCGGCACGAGAUGCGGAAGUGCUCAACGUGAUGGCCACCAUUACGACGCGCUUGGCAGGUUUGCUUACGGACAAGAUUCCACCGGUCCUGGAUGCUGUAUUCGAGCCUACACUCAAUAUGAUCAACCAGGACUUUGCCGAGUUCCCUGAGCACCGUGUUGGCUUCUUUAAGCUGCUGCGCGCCAUCAACCUGCACUGCUUCUCGGCCUUGCUGGAACUUCCUCCGCCCAAGUUCAAGCUGACCAUGGACUCGAUCAUUUGGGCUAUCAAGCAUACAAUGCGUGAUAUUGCCGACACGGGCCUAAACAUUUGUCUGGAGCUACUGAACAACAUUGCCAACACGGAUCCGUCGAUCUCGGGCGCCUUUUUCCAGCAGUAUCUACUGAACAUGCUGCAGGACAUCUUUUAUGUACUCACGGACUCGGACCACAAGAGUGGCUUCAAGACGCAGUGUCUGUUGUUGGCACGCAUCUUUGAGCUGAUCGAGACCGACAAGGUCUCCGUGCCGCUGUGGGACCCUGCUCAGGUUCAGGAUCCGAAUAUGAACAACCGUCUGUUCAUCCGCCAAUACACUGCAAACUUGCUGCGCACCGCCUUCCCGCAUGUUCAGCCGCAGUACAUCGAUCAGUUCGUGAGCGGCUUGUGCUCGAUGUCGUCCGACUUAGUGCAGUACAAGGUACACUUGCGUGACUUCCUUAUUACGUCGCGUGAGGUGGCUGGUGGUUCGGACAACGCGGACUUGUUCUUGGAAGACAAGGAAGCGGAGCAACAACGCAAGGCUGCGCAGGAACGUGAAAAUGCAGCCAAGAUUCCUGGUAUGCUUAAACCCUCGCAGAUCACGGAAGAGGAUGAAGAACUGUGA